Molecule: messenger RNA, 3536 nt
Organism: Symbiodinium necroappetens
Lineage: Eukaryota; Dinophyceae; Suessiales; Symbiodiniaceae
Source: the annotation of a GenBank genome assembly
GCUACCUUGGUCGGCUCCGCAGGGGAUGUGCCUCUUUGAAAUCCGAAAAUCGUGAGUUGGGCUGGAAGGACAAAUGCACUUUCAAUAGGAAUGGAUCUGUCUUCACGUGGUUGGUGGUGCUGAAGUCACCAACGUUCAAGAUCGGCUGCUACAUUUGCCAUGUACAGAAUGCGAACACUUCUUGGGGAAGAUUCGAGGUAAGCUUCAAGGGUUCGGACCAUGUGGGUUUCCAGAAUAUCAUGCAGCAUGGAAGCGGGAAGAAGCAUGCAGCUUGUUUAGAGAGACUCCUGGGUGGGUCAGAUCCACCGCCUGCGCCAUCAUCAGACAAUCUGGCAGAAGCAGAAGAUGGUGGGGUUACUUCCACCAUUGCUGCUGACGUUCCCCGCAUGGAUCGCUGGAUUCAAGCCGUCGGGUUGUUGUGCUCGCGUGUCGGUUACGAGCAGCAGCCUAAACGGGUGCAGUCCUCGGAAAUCGGGACCAGGCUCAUCCCUGCAGGCACGGCAGACAGCAGCAAAACUGUUACUCGAAAAAUGAUUCUGUGCUUGGAAGAUGGGCUCCGUGAGGUGGACAUCGCGCGGAUCAGGCAAUGCAGGGCUGUCGGCAUAGCCAUGGAUAAGGGGGGCGAUCAUUUGGUCGUUUACGGCCGCUUGCUCGGGCCGACCGGUGUUUAUGAGAUGCUGCUGGGUGUUGUGACGCCAGAUAUGGUCCAGGACAGCAGCAGAGGGAUGUUGGAGGCGCUGCAGUUGCUUUUGAAGCAGGUUUGCACGAUACCAGCCCGCUGCAGACGGCCUGCCGACGACAUGUUCAAUUCUCCAUCCGACCUUUUCGGCCAUCGCCUUUACGAUCACCUGUGUGAUCAUAUUUAUACUGCGGUGGCAGACGGCGGGCCAACGGAGCAGAGGGCACUCUUCGAAUCCGCCGCCUCCGGGGCAGAGUUAAGGCAGCAACCAGGCUACCAGCCGUUGCUUCCUCAUCUGCGCCUCAUCACGAGGGACGCAGCGCACCGAUACCGCUCAAUCGACAAGCUCGUGGUAUCAAAGCUGCCAACUCUGUUCCAGGAAACUUUGGAGAAGCUAGUGACUGGAGAGCGGAGCAUCGCACGAUUGCUCGAGAAGUCGGCCAAGUUCUCCCAGCUCUUUCUGGAGUGUCAGCGAGACAUGGCAGAUCGGGAAGAUGCAGCAUCUUUCUCCCGAUUCUUGAAAGGGUUUGCCUUUGCCGACCACCGCUUCGACAGCAGGAAGCGGCCAUUGGUGCGUCUGUUUACGAUGUUGCCCAUCGUCAUGGAAUGCCUUCAAAGGGUGACCGAAGGCGGCACAUCGUUUCAAGAUGCUGAUGUUCUGUGGUGCCGAAACCUCUUGCAGGAAUGGGGUGGGGACCGGGGCUAUGUUCGAUUGGUGGGGUCGGCCCUCAUCGGGGACGCACUCGUAAUGAGUUGGCCUUUUCUCAAAUUGGCCGACAAAAGCGAGGGCGCUUACUCGCUUACUGGGGUUCAGGCUGCAGAGUGCUUAUCGCUGCUGCGAUCCAUGCUGCUGCAGGGCGCUAUUUGGCUCCCAGCAGCCAAGGGCACGUUGGUGCACUCUGUCUUGGGCGCGAUCAAGCAGCGAGUUCUUUUCACAGAUCAGAAGACUGAUCGAAGCUCUGUUGUGGUCGUGCGCUGGCCUGCGCCGGACUCUGAAGCACGACUCGAGCCUCAGCGGUUGGCCCACAAGCAACGCGACUUGCGCAGGUUCUACUAUGUUUGGGAAGCGUUCUUCAAGAGCCACUUUCCUGGCUUCGAGGAGGCGAACAGCUUCACAUGCUUCAAUCUCACUGCCGACCUCUCCUUGGGGGAACGUGAGGCUUUCGUCAGAGCCGGAUGUGAAAUUUUUCAGCUUGACGGUCAGAAAGCGUGGCGGUCAUUCGUUGGGCCCAGCGGGAAUGAGCACGGACUUUUGCAUCGUGCGCAGUACUGGGCGUCAGCCGCUGGAACAGCAGCCGCUGCUGCCGCCGAGACCCAGGCCAAGUGCCACUUGCCCGAGUCCAUGCACCAGCGGGCAUGGCUGCGGACCUGGCAGGACUUGCAUGCAGCAGAGCGAGUUUCGGAUGCGUGUGGAAAAGGUGGGAAGUCACAGCAUUCGGACGCCAAGCGCUUCAUAGAGAUAUAUCUCAGCUCUCUGGCUGGGACGGGCGUCGUCGAACGGUGGAUUGGGGAGAAAAGGUCAUUGACGGCGGGCCGUUCUACGCUGCAUGUCCGCUCCAUUGCGGCUUCUUUGAAACUGGUGGUCCAGGAUUUGAAAGGAAGACGUCGUGACCGUCUGAACCCGAACGAUCUGCUGUGCAAGCCCACUGCCGCCCGAGCAUCUGGCGGAGGGGCGCCGGUUCUAUUUCCUCCUACACCGUUCCUUUUAAGAGCGCAGCGCACUUACGCGACCUGGUUUGGCGAGAAGGCGAGCCAGGCUCGCGAUGUUCGCCCGGCAUCUUUCUCAGAUCAGGUGUUGGCCCGUGCAAAGGCCGCCAAGCCCCGCUUGGAGAGCACACGUCAGCGAAGCCAAAAUUCAGAGAAGGCGUGGCUCGAAUCGCAUGCUGGUGCGUGCAAGGAUGCUGUUGCGGCUUUGUCAAAGGUGGAUUCUCACGCCGAGGGGGUGCUGGGCAACCGCGUUGUCAACCCCAAUCUGGCGGAUGGCAACAGUAGCAGAAAGCGACUCAUGAGCGAAGCUGCUGAUGAGACCUGGGAAGUGCAGAAGGAAAAGAAGCAUGCCCGGUCCAAUCAGAAGCAGACUGCUUCCGGUCACAGCACAGGCCUGGACGAUCAGAUGGGUAUCGACUGGAGCACCGCUGACAAAGCGAUUGAGCAGCAGCAGGCGGUGGCCGCAAAGCGACGGCAAGCUCAAGCGAUGUCUGCAGGCAAUGGACCAACCCCCUUCGUUGAUUCCAAGGGCGGAUUGAUGCGGGCCAAGCCUGUGACUUUGCCAGCGGCGAAGACGUGCCCUCCCUUACCCAGGAACUUCAAGCUGCUUUCUGAGUCCGACCAGGUGCUGCUUGCCGUCCAGGCCCGACAGGGCAAGCCUUGGCCUGUCGAUACUUCGUUCGAGCGGGUUACCAGGCUUGGUGUGCGAGCUGAUGUGGUGUUGGUGGGUUCAGUUCUUGGAGAGUACGACUCUGCGGCAGCCCUACAAGCCCGCUUGGAUGGAGCACGACUUGCUGAUCAGACUGGGCGAGUUCUGCGCUUCCGCCCUGGAAUGGAGCUAUGCCAUUCUGUGAUCUACAUGAGUCAGUCUUUCCGCGAUGCAUAUCCGAAACAUGUCCGAGUGCUGCACGCUUGUGCGGCUCGCGCCCCGUCCAUUGGCAAGGACAAGAAUCCACGCCUGGACGUUCGUCUUGGACUGCCGGAUGCGGAUGAGCGGCUGAAAUUCCCUGCUAACACAUUUUAUCUUGGCUUGUCCACAGAAGCUUCAGAAAAAUGCAAGCGGCUGGACAUGAAAGGCAAUGAUGUUGAAGUCCAGACGAUUGAUUUGGCUGGCCUCUUUCGAAUGUAUGCCUCCUGCUACGAGUCGUGA